This is a messenger RNA of Ostertagia ostertagi, 450 nucleotides long. The record is from the annotation of a GenBank genome assembly. NCBI's taxonomy places the organism in Eukaryota, Metazoa, Nematoda, Chromadorea, Rhabditida, Trichostrongylidae.
AUGUACUCAGGUCAUCCACUUGGUCUGUUCCCAAGUCAUAGCGAUGCCCCACGGGUGACCAUAACCAAUGGAAUGAUGAUUCCAAACUACUCCACAAAGCCGCUAUACGAUAAAUAUUUCGCCUUGGGUGUCACGCAGUAUGGGCAGAUGACAGCCGGCAGCUACUGUUAUAUUGGGCCGCAGGGCAUUGUCCAUGGCACGACGAUCACGAUUUUGAAUGCUGGGCGACGUUAUCUUGGGACGGGUGACCUCAAAGGAAAGGUAUUCGUGACCGCCGGACUGGGUGGAAUGAGUGGAGCGCAGCCCAAAGCCGCCACAAUUGCCGGUUGCAUCUCAGCCACUGCCGAGGUAGAUUAUAUUCACAAGGGUAAGCCGCAGUCCGUACGUAGACCUUGCUAUGACCGCGCAGUGCAGGCUGGGAUCACUGAACUUAAUCGUAAAAACUACUAA